This is a messenger RNA of Osmia lignaria (orchard mason bee), 2304 nucleotides long. RefSeq names its product tyrosyl-DNA phosphodiesterase glaikit (gene gkt). Lineage: Eukaryota; Metazoa; Arthropoda; Insecta; Hymenoptera; Megachilidae. The record is from RefSeq and is a predicted model, not a curated record. Gene Ontology annotation, biological process: DNA repair. Gene Ontology annotation, molecular function: double-stranded DNA binding; 3'-tyrosyl-DNA phosphodiesterase activity; single-stranded DNA binding. Gene Ontology annotation, cellular component: nucleus.
UACGCUUCUUGAUCGAAGCGUCAUCUGUUCCCCUUCUGUGGCAGAUUAAAAUAAUCUCAUCAGUUUGACAGAUUUUUCUACAAUAAUGUGUGCAAUUGUCUGAUAUGUCAUUGUGAAAAUUGAAUCUUUCCCAUAAUUUUCUUUGUGGAAAUAAUUAUAAUACGAAAUGGCAGCAAGUAUUUUGAGCGAUAAUGUUCCAGUCAAAAAGAAAUGUCCUUACAUGGAAAAAUGUUACCGCAAAAAUCCGAUUCAUUUCAAUGAGAUGUCACAUCCCCAUUUGGAAAAAAUUGUAAGGCAUCAAUUGGAAGGGGAAAUACAAUUACCUGAAGAGCUUGAUUUUGAAUGCUCUGAUCGAUCACUUGUGGUAGACCAAUUGAGGAUCUUACAGAUGGUACUGAAAAAGCAGAAAAAUAAUAGUGAAAACAGUUUGUUUGUUAAUCAAUUAAGUUCUCAGUCAUGCACUACAAAUUCAACAAGUUCCACUGAAGGUAGUAGUUUAAGCGAUAAGGUAGAAAGACAUAAGCAGGCAAUGGCUCAAAUAAGAGAAAAUAAGUUGAAAGAAAUGGAUGAACAGAGCGAAGCACUCUUUAGAGCUUCUAAUAGUAAUAAAGAUCCAACUAAAAUUCAUACAAUGAAGGAUGAGCUUAAUAAACUCAAAAUAGCUGACGAAAAUCAAAGUGGUCCUUCUCAGGAAAAGAAGAGAAACAAUACAGGUUUUAAUGAUAAUGGGAGGGAGAAUAAGAAAUCAAAAUCAGUUCAUAAUAAGAACAAUGAAGAAGUUGGAGAAUGUACCCAAAGUACAAAUGAAAGCACAAAAGGAAAGUCAUUGAUUGAUAUUUUCCAUUCGUGUAGUUCUAUGAAAUCUAGAAAUGAAGUUAGAGAAAAAGCAAUUGAGAUGAUGAAAAGACAGGGUUACAAAGUAUCUGUGGUCGAGCCAGGAGGUUUUGCUCUAAAAUAUGCCCUUUCUGCCCCCUAUCAUAUAUUUUUCUCAAGAAUUCAUAAUUCAAAACCAACAUAUGAUCAACCAUUUUCUAUAACAUUUCCUGAGAUAUUGGACAGAAGCCUAGGAGAAAUAGCCUGUAGUUUACAUAUUAAUUUUAUGGUGGAUGUUGGGUGGUUGUGUCUACAAUAUUUAUUAGCUGGACAACGUACAGAUAUGUUAAUUUUAUACGGGGAUAGGGUAGAUGAGGAGAAGUUGAGCUUAAAUAUUACCAUGAUACCUAUAACAAUGCCAACAAAAUUUGGGUGCCAUCACACUAAAAUCAUGAUUCUAAAAUACAAAGACGACGGUAUACGUGUCGUCGUGUCUACCGCGAACUUGUACUCGGACGACUGGGAGAACAGAACGCAAGGAAUUUGGAUGUCGCCACACCUUCCGCCAUUGCCAAAAUCAGCAAACACUAGCGAUGGGGAAUCCCCGACAGGUUUCAAGAAGGACCUGCUGCUCUAUCUGAACAAAUACAGACUGCCGGCUUCAACCGAAUGGACGUCUGCUGUUCAAAGAGCAGACUUUUCUUCGGUAAACGUGUUCUUCUUGGCCUCUGUCCCCGGAAGACACAAGGGGACCGAAUACGAUAGCUGGGGUCAUAGAAAGUUAGGUUACGUUCUUUCGAAGCAUGCCACGCUGCCUCCAGACGCCCCAAGAUGGACGUUGGUCGCUCAGAGUUCAAGUAUCGGUAGUUUAGGUCCAAACUACGAAAGCUGGCUUCUGAAAGAAAUAACAUCCUCGAUGUCGAAGGAAUCGCCGUCAAGUUUGAAGAGUCAUCCGAACUUUCAGUUCAUUUACCCUUCCAUAAACAAUUAUAAAGAAAGUUUCGAUUGCAGAGUCGGGUCCUGCUGCUUGCCUUACAGUCUUCAGACACAUUCGAAACAAGAAUGGAUAGAAUCGUAUAUGUAUCAGUGGAAAGCCAAGAGGACGGGGAGAGACAAAGCGAUGCCUCACAUAAAAUCAUAUACAAGGUACUCGCCAGACAUGAAGAGAAUUCCUUGGUUCGUCCUCACCAGUGCCAAUUUAAGCAAGGCUGCAUGGGGUACAGUAGGCAAAGACUCCCAUUAUAUCAUGAACUACGAGGGAGGUGUAAUAUUUAUUCCAAAAUUUGUCACCGGAUCAACGACGUUUCCGGUUGAAGUGGAGGAAAACGGUGUACCUGUGUUUCCUAUUCCCUACGAUCUACCCCCAACUAAAUACGAGAAUGGUGAUAAACCUUUUGUCAUGGAAUUUUUUUAUUAAAAUCGCGCAUAAUUAUUUCGAAAAUACUCUUUAUUUUUAGAAAAAAAUAAAUUAUUACCAUGAUGUUUAAUGUA